Messenger RNA from Phyllotreta striolata, 984 nucleotides. Lineage: Eukaryota; Metazoa; Arthropoda; Insecta; Coleoptera; Chrysomelidae. The record is from the annotation of a GenBank genome assembly.
AUAAUUCUCGCAUUUUACACGGAAAGAACGGUAAAAAUUAAAUUAGUAGCGUUUUUUGAACUCGACAGACCCGAUAUAAUAUCGCAAUUUCCUCUCUAUUCACAAUUAACUCUAUUAAUUAACUUUAUUUUAUUUAUUUAUUGGAAAAACAUGUCGAAAUUGAUCGCGUUGGCGUUUUUGUUCGCGUGUCUGGCCGGAAAAUCGAUGGAAAUCGGUGAAAAUUCGAGAAGAAAUGACACGGAAACUUCGAAAAGUUUAUCGAGAAGGCGUCGAUAUUUGACAUUCCCCUCGGGAAGUUCCCUACAACUCGUUUAUUGUCUUACCGUUCCCUCCGUGGGAGUUGGGGGAAUCUUUACAAUUGGCAUCACUGCAGCAUUGGCAUGGGAAUUACCCUCGGACCCUCAACAAAUAUUCCAAAUUUUCGGUAAAAAAAGGAUCACGAGCACCACGCAAGCGCCGGAAACUACUUUACCGCCUCACGAAGACCACCAUCAUCGCAUCUCUAACAAGGGAUACUCCAAUGUAGGGCAGGAAUUGAAGCGCAAAAAGUAUCCCUUCAAGACCUACUACGAUCCAUUCCUGCUCAAAGGGCAUUUCAAACAACCCGCUGGAUGGAAAGUUCGAUUUACUCCGGCCAGCAGAGAAAAUAACAAUUUCAACCGAGAAGAUUCAUCUUUUAUCCAUCCGGAAUUCCAUCACGUCCACAGGAGGACGAGACGGGAGCUCUACGGUAAAUUAGAGAAGCUCCUUACAGCAUUGAGCAAGGACGGUAAAAAUUGCCUCAAAAAAGCCAUAUGCGAGGUGAGCAGAGUACCGAAAGGUAAAGGGACGCUUUUCCAGGAACUUAUGAAGACUGUAUUCAGAAUUAAACCUCACGAUGAUUAUCCCGAUGAAGAUGAUUACGACAGAGCCUCCAACGCCAAUCACGAUUGCCAUGAAAUGUACGCCUCUUGCAAACACUCUGUAUGGUCGGAUAUGUUUUAA